Molecule: messenger RNA, 896 nt
Organism: Gastrolobium bilobum
Lineage: Eukaryota; Viridiplantae; Streptophyta; Magnoliopsida; Fabales; Fabaceae
Product: acyl carrier protein 1, chloroplastic-like
Exons: 4
Coding region: 159-578 (139 amino acids)
Biological process (GO): fatty acid biosynthetic process
Molecular function (GO): phosphopantetheine binding; acyl carrier activity
Source: RefSeq, a predicted model, not a curated record
UGACAUGGUUUUACUUUGCAACUAAGCACAACCUAGAUGAUGCCCAUCUGACUAACAGUUCCCACUUGUUGGGCCAAGUAUUGAACACUUAGCCGUUCAUAAACCCAACCCCUAUCUCUUAUUCGUCUCUAUCUGUGCUUACCCCUACCUUAGCUUCAAUGGCCUCUGUUUCAGCCACUACUCUUAGUUUUGAACCCUGUUUCAAGUUGUCUAGAAGGACUAGCCAGGCUUUUUGCAGAACUUCAAGUUUGGGAGCAGUUUCUGUGGGAUGGAUUAGGGAGAGUUUUCCUUCUUUGAGAUCUUCCCGUUUCCGCAUUUAUGCAGCACCUGAGACAGUGCAGAAAGUCUGUGAGAUUGUGAGGAAACAACUUGCUCUGCCUCCUGAUUCUGAGCUUACCCCAGAAACCAAGUUUUCAGCACUUGGUGCUGAUUCGCUUGACACGGUGGAAAUAGUGAUGACUUUAGAGGAAGAGUUUGGCAUUGGCGUUGAGGAGGAGAGUUCUGAAAACAUCACAACCGUUCAAGAAGCAGCUGAUUUAAUAGAUAAACUGAUUCAAAAGAAAGGUGGAGCUGAUUAGAAGGUGAACAUAGUGGAAGCUCAAGGGAAAAUGCAUCAAGUGAGAGCACAACUGUAACUGAAUGAGGUUAAUCAUUGAGCCAAUUUACUUGGCCUUUUUUGUGUGCUUUAUACAUAUUCUUUAGGAAGCAUAUUGAUUCUUUUUUUCCUCAUCGUGACUUUACCUUGCUAAAACGCUUUUUGUUUUUGUUUUUGGUCUCAACAUAAGCAUCUCAUUUGCUUUUGGAUGGAAAAAUCUUAGGUAAUGUUUGCACUACUAUUGCUCUUCAUACGUGCUUUCCACUUAUUAUCAUAAUCAAGUGCUUAAAUUCUUCCUGAU